Messenger RNA from Camponotus floridanus (Florida carpenter ant), 2071 nucleotides. RefSeq names its product ATPase family AAA domain-containing protein 2-like. Gene Ontology annotation, molecular function: ATP binding; ATP hydrolysis activity; chromatin binding. NCBI's taxonomy places the organism in Eukaryota, Metazoa, Arthropoda, Insecta, Hymenoptera, Formicidae. Gene Ontology annotation, cellular component: nucleus. The transcript is spliced from 11 exons. The record is from RefSeq and is a predicted model, not a curated record. Gene Ontology annotation, biological process: positive regulation of transcription by RNA polymerase II. Bases 1 to 1962 code for a protein of 653 amino acids.
AUGUCCAUCGCAAAAGAUUUCUCGUGCAUCGGAGGAUUGGAGAAGCACAUUAGAAUCGUAAAAGAGAUGGUUCUGUUCCCGCUGAUGUACGGAGACGUGUAUGCCAAGUUUAAUCUCAGACCGCCUCGUGGCUUACUGUUCUAUGGCCCUCCAGGAACGGGAAAAACCCUCGUAGCCAGCGCUCUAGCGACCGAGUGCAGCAAUUCCGAACGCAAGGUUUCCUUCAUUUCGCGCAAGGGUUCCGAUUGUCUCAGCAAAUGGGUCGGAGAAAGCGAAAAGAAGCUUGAGAAGAUUUUCUCGUUGGCACAACAGACGAAACCGUGUAUAAUUUUUUUCGACGAAGUGGAUGGUCUCGCUCCUGUAAGAUCAAGUCGGCAAGAUUUCGUUCAUGCUAGCGUAGUCUCUACUCUCUUGGCUUUGAUGGAUGGUUUGGACAAUAAUUCCGAGAUCAUAGUGAUAGGCGCGACUAACAGGAUCGACGCGAUCGAUCCCGCUCUGAGGAGACCUGGUAGAUUCGACAAAGAAUUAUAUUUCCCUUUACCUUGUUACAGCGCCCGAAAAGAGAUACUUUCGGUACACAUUAAAAGUUGGAAACAGAAACCGGCGCAGAAAUUUUUAGCGUAUCUGGCGUCGAAUACAUUGGGAUUCUGCGGCAGUGAUCUACAGGCACUUUGUGCCGAAGCAGUUAUGUGCUCGGUUCGCAGAAACUAUCCGCAAAUCUAUAAUUCGAAAUCCAAGUAUCACAUCAACGAACGCCAUCUCAAAGUGGAAAAGGAAGAUUUUCUGAAGGCGCGUCAAAAUAUCGUUGCUGCGUCCCAUCGCGUUAUCGUUGCGCCCAUCAAGAGUUUACCCUCCAAGAUCCAACCGUUGUUGCAGGAAGAUCUAGCGGAAAUCCUGUCGCGAUUACAAACACUUUGUCCAACCGGCAUGCUAACUUCCGAUAACAUAACAGGCAAAGCCAUGUCCAAAUCGAAUGGCUGUCCGCGAAUCUUGCUAUGCGGCGAUGAUUCCCACACUCGACACCUGGGACCGGCAUUGCUGCAUACCCUGGAACAUUUACCUUGUCAUAUUCUGGAUGUCACGACACUGUUCGAGGAAACAGGCAAAGCGGUUGAAGAAGCUAUAAUACAAAAGAUCAAAGCCACACGUCGCACUUUACCAGCGCUGCUGUACAUUCCUGGUGUUCUGUCUUGGUGGGACUUGGUGAAUGAGACAGCGAGGGUGAUUUUUACUUCGUUAAUGCGCGGUCUCGACCGAUCGGUGCACAUGCUUGUGUUAACGACCGUCCAUUGUCGACGAGUCGAUCUGCCAUCGGAGAUUGCAGAAUUGUAUGAUGAUAAUCGCGGAGAGGUGUACGAAGUGAGAUCGCCUUCACCGCAAAAGCGACGCUCCUUCUUCAAACAAUUAUUUCUUCAUGGAUCCGACAGUCCUUCCAAUUGCUCCUCGCAAGCGGAUCUGGUACAAAUCCUGAGCCCGAAGAAAUUCAAGGGUGAAAAUAACAGAAAGCUGCGAAGCUUCGUAUGUUCUAGCGAUUCAAACGGAUUUUUAGAAAUAAGCGCGGCACGCACGACCAGAAAGGUUAAAACGGAAUCGAAAGCGCGAAAUAAGCUCGGAACUAUACGAUCCUUACAUUCGACGUUUUCCAAAUCGAGGACAAAUAUCAAGAGAGAAUGCAACGCAUCAGGUGAAGGUCCGCCAUCAAAACGACAGAAAUUAACAUCCGGUACAUCUUCGUCUCGAUCCAGCGCUGAAAAGUUUUUCAACUCGCAAAUAGAUGACUUGAUUGAAACAAUCGUUCGAUCAACCGACGAAUGGCCGAGUCAUCUAUUGGAGAGUCUGUUCUCUUCCCUUGAACUCACAAUAGAGAAUAAUGGAGAUUUGCGUACGAUAGUGAACGAAUACGUUGUACGUUACGAGGAACUCAAACGAGCUAAAAUGCGUGCGAAACAGGAGGAAGAUUAAUUUAAUUAAUUUCGUAAAAAAAACGUCUCUUCGCUUGUCAAUUGUCGCUGUGAUGUCUAAAUAUGAUGCGAAAUGCAUCGCGAUAGCCGGCAAUAAAUUUGUGAAUGUA